This is a messenger RNA of Leptosia nina, 252 nucleotides long. The record is from the annotation of a GenBank genome assembly. NCBI's taxonomy places the organism in Eukaryota, Metazoa, Arthropoda, Insecta, Lepidoptera, Pieridae.
AUGAACAGUUACAGAUAUAUUUACAAACUUCCAACCGCUGUUAACUAUGAAGUUAUGAUGAUCUGCUCUGUCUACUAUUAUAUUGCGGUGCUGUGUUUUAGCCUUUCUAGCGUGAAAGCAGAUUCGCUACGUUACUAUUACGACUACGAAUGUAACGAACCUCUUCUAGAGACGGCCAAAUUGACCGCAACCUCCAGUUUACGGGAGAGGGGACCGGAUAAUGCUAAAUUGUAUGGUUCACACAUGGUAUAA